AUGCCCAUGAUCUCGGAAUCCGACGCAGAACUGGCAGCGUACCUGUCUUACGGCGAGCCACCUUCCAACAAUUUAUUAUCCGCCGCCGACGAAAACCCAGCUCCGAACAUAAUAAACACUCUGCCACUAGAAUUGCUUUCCAAGAUCUUUCAUGCCUUUUCCAUACAGCAUCUCCCUACACAAGCCCUGCGGGUCGCAGGGGUCUGCCGCUUGUGGCGAGACGUCUCCUACGCUACUCCUGAACUAUGGGAUCGGUUGCAUAUCAGAGCUCUUCCAGAUGGACGUCUCGUCCCCAACCUAAAUCUCAUAAAGCUCUUACUGGCUCGCUCUGGGAUACGUCCCCUUGACAUCACUAUGGAUUGCCAACGUAAUCUAUUGGCCGAUCAGGGCCAAUCCAAUGGGUUGAGGAGCUCGCAGAAUAUCGCUCUUCCCGUUCUCCUUGAGCAUGCAAGCCGCUGGCGGAAGAUCGACUUCACCCUCGCUGAUCUCGACCAAAAGACUUGGGAUGCACUAGGGAACGCAUCCCCGUCGUUGCUUGAGGAUGCAGAAAUAAAAGCCCGUAUAACUCUCCAGCAAUCACAGCUGAACGCCCUCUCGAGGAUGUUGUCAUCCUGCACUCGGCUCACGCGGUGGGUAUGGUCCCACCCCUUGCAUGCACGUCUAGGUGUCCAGGUACCUUGGCACCAAUUAACGACGCUGUGGUUGCACUGCCCAAUAUUAUUCCCGUUGCUGGUGGACAUCCUCAGUCAAAGCACUUCGUUAACAGCCUGUUUGGCUGUUGCAGUUUUCAAGGAUGGCUUUAUCGAUAGCUCAACCCUUCCUGUGGUUCGACUCCCAUUUCUGAUAUCUCUCGACAUACGCAUCUAUACCGACUCUCCCACCGUGCCGCAGCUUUUCGACGCUCUCACUCUUCCUAGCCUCACCAAGCUUACCAUAACCAUCCCGAUAGGGAGCACCACUAUUCCCGCCUGGCCUCGGACACAAUACCUCUCCUUCAUUGCCCGCUCAAGAACCUCACUCGCAACACUCAUACUAGAGAAGGUUAACAUCUCCGAGGACGAUAUAAUCGCUUGCUUGGAGCAAUCGCAGCAGACUCUCACCAGGCUCUCUAUCUCUGGCAGAAUUGUACGGAAUGUCUGCGACAAACUCCUUCAGAGGCUCACUAUCGCCGAAGCCCCCACACUCCCCGGUGCAACCGACGAACAUGUUGGGGUGGGGUUAGGGCUGUGCCCACAUCUCGAGAGCAUUCAGUUUAUGGAUGGUUGCCUUUGGUCGUCGGAUGGGCUACUGGGUGAAAUGGUUCGUUCUCGGUUUCAUCCCGAUAACAUCUUUCGGCAUGGUUUAUGGCAGUUAAGCGUGGAUUUCACCAUAAGCGUUGACCAAGAACAUGCUGUGGAUAAAGAGAUUCUUGUGCAGUUAGCAGAAGAAGGGCUGAGCAUGCGAUUUGACGACAUACCUGGUCAGAGGUUGGCUAUUGGAUGGGUUCAAUAG
Molecule: messenger RNA, 1491 nt
Organism: Pleurotus ostreatus (oyster mushroom)
Lineage: Eukaryota; Fungi; Basidiomycota; Agaricomycetes; Agaricales; Pleurotaceae
Exons: 1
Coding region: 1-1491 (496 amino acids)
Molecular function (GO): protein binding
Source: RefSeq, a predicted model, not a curated record